Molecule: messenger RNA, 2014 nt
Organism: Anguilla rostrata (American eel)
Lineage: Eukaryota; Metazoa; Chordata; Actinopteri; Anguilliformes; Anguillidae
Product: adenosine receptor A3-like
Exons: 2
Coding region: 162-1175 (337 amino acids)
Biological process (GO): G protein-coupled adenosine receptor signaling pathway
Cellular component (GO): plasma membrane; synapse; dendrite
Molecular function (GO): G protein-coupled adenosine receptor activity
Source: RefSeq, a predicted model, not a curated record
UGAACGGAAAUUCAGACAGUGUACAAAUGCAUCGCGAUCAAAGACGUCUAGCCCACAGUUCUGUGGAGCUUCCUCAAAGCCACACUGGCUCUGAGUAGCAGCUGAUGUACAGACGCACUUCUUCCGCAGCUACAGAAGAAUAAGCAACUUCUUCCCCCACCAUGGACAGUGUGGCGGGUGCGGUGUACACAGCGCUGGAGCUGCUGAUCGCCGUGAUGUGUUGCCUGGGCAACCUGCUGGCCAUCUGGGCAGUGCAGGCCAGUGGCUCCCUGCGGAAGCCCACCUUCUGCUUCAUGGCAUCGCUGGCGGCGGCGGACUUCCUGGUGGGCGCCGUGGCGAUCCCCGCGGCUGUGCUGGUGGACGGCCGGGUCAGGACCUCCUUCGACAGCUGCCUGUUCCUCAGCUGCGUGGAGAUCCUGCUGGUGCAGGCCUCCAUCCUCAUGCUGCUGGUCAUCGCGGUGGAUCGCCACCUGCGCGUGCAGAUGCCCCUCAGAUACAAGCACAGCUUCACGCAGAGGCGCUGCUGGGCCGUGGUCGGAGCGUGCUGGCUGCUCGCCUUCGCGUUCAGUUUCACGCCCAUGUUCGGCUGGUACAACCGCCAGACCCUGGCCAAGAUGGUGGUGGAGAACUCCACCACCAUCGUCUGCAGGUUCGUGUCCGUCAUCCCCAUGACUUACCUGGUCUACUUCCAGUUCUUCGGGUGCACGCUGCUCCCCCUGCUGGUGAUGUGUGCCCUCUACGUCCACGUCUUCCGCUCCAUCUCCAAGCGACUGCAGAGGAGCCAGGCCCCGGGUGCCGAAUCCCACGCGUACUACGCCAAAGAGCGGAAGCUGGCCAAGUCCCUGCUGCUGGUCCUGGUCCUCUUCGCCAUCGGCUGGUUGCCGCUGAGCGUCAUGAACUGCGUGACGAUCUUCGGCGGCGACGUCCCUCUGGUCGCCAUCUACAUCGGGAUCCUCCUCACGCACGCCAACUCUGCCGUCAAUCCGGUCGUGUACGCCUUCAAGGUGCCGAAGAUCCGCAGUGCGUACCUGCGGGCCUGGAGGAAGUGCGCCCCCUGCCGGCAGCAGAGGGUAUCACAGAGCACCGAGAGCAAGGACUUCAGCACCAGAACCAAAUCCAUAGAAGACCUGACCAAGGAACGAGAUUAUUCUGAAAGUAAUCUACAUACAGUCUAACUGUGUGCUCAUAUUACCAUCAAUAAGCCAUUCUGCUUACUGUUAAUUAUCAGCAUAGUUCUGAAACGCUGGCUGGGAUUCAAUCAACAUUUGUCCUUAACCUUGACUAACAAAAUCAAGAGUUGCCAAGAAUUUAUUUUUCUUCACAAGCACGCUUCUUCAGUUUGGGAAUCUCUGAAACUAACUUGCCAAAAUGAAUUUGCAAAAAAAACAUUCAACAUUAGCAAUUCCUUGUGAGUCAAAGUUAAAUUGUUGAUUGAAUCCGUGUAAUUGAUGAGCAAAUGUCUAUUUAUUUACUUUUUUAAGGAAUAUUAGUUCUAGCUUGUGCUAAAAGGCUAAUUAUAUAAUACUAUAUGAGAUAUGAGUGAAAUUAAAAGGGCUUUAUCAGUUCAAUUCCCCUUCUAACAUAUUAGCAUUAUAGCACAAUUUAACACAUUAGUAUCCCUUUCUGACAUACUGCCUUGUUUCCAGUCAUCAGAUAUUCAGAUAAACCCGCAGCGUCUACAGGUUUAACUCCAGUCCUGGAGGGCUGCAGCAUCUGCAGGUUUAACUCCAGUCCUGGAGGGCUGCAGCAUCUGCAGGUUUAACUCCAGUCCUGUAGGUGACCGGCAGACGCUGCAUAUAGAAUUCAAAUAUUUAAUCUUAAAACCUGAUAUAGAGCUUGUUUUGGCUUGCUGGGUGAUUCCACUAGUUUGCUUUAGACUGACCUAUCAAUUACUUUGGCGAUUUAAUUGAUAAUUUUCAUUUUCAACAAUAAUUAAUCAAUAACAUAAAGUAUAUUUUAUAUGUAGGUUAAGUGAGGGGUUCUAGCACGCAAUAGCGCUAGUGUUCAGUAUUUA